UUCACCGCGGCACAGGCUCCUCGCCGUCUGAUUUUGCUUCUCCCUUUAAGAUGGCGGACACAAUGAGCCGGCGGAGCGCCGGUUGGCCCUGAAGUGACUCUGGAGAACGGUCAGCGAGGUCCCGUCAUCCCGGCAAGAGAGCGUUGCUUGAGGAAGAAGACGCCGCAGUCCCACUGUCAGCCGCCUUCCCGUUCGUCUCUAGCGCGGCGCCCGCACCGCCGGGGUUGGCCCUGAGCAGCCCGCCCGCUCGCUCGCCUCUCGGCCCCGCCCCGGCCCUGCGCCGCCGCCGCUGCCUUCAGCAGCAGCCGCUGCUGCCGCCGCCAUGAAGCUGACCGACAGCGUGCUGAGGAGCUUCCGCGUCGCCAAGGUGUUCCGCGAGAACUCGGACAAGAUCAACUGCUUUGACUUCAGUCCCAAUGGCGAGACGGUCAUCUCCAGUAGCGAUGAUGACUCCAUCGUGCUCUAUGACUGCCAGGAGGGCAAACCAAAGAGAACCCUGUACAGUAAGAAAUAUGGUGUGGACCUCAUCAGAUACACCCAUGCAGCAAACACAGUCGUUUACAGCUCUAACAAAAUAGACGAUACUAUUCGUUACUUGUCCUUGCAUGACAAUAAAUACAUCAGAUACUUUCCUGGACACAGCAAGAGGGUGGUGGCCUUGUCCAUGUCACCUGUGGAUGACACUUUCAUUUCUGGGUCUCUUGAUAAGACCAUUCGACUCUGGGAUCUCCGGUCUCCUAACUGCCAGGGCCUCAUGCAUCUACAGGGCAAACCCGUUUGUUCCUUUGAUCCAGAAGGGUUAAUUUUUGCUGCAGGUGUCAACUCAGAAAUGGUCAAACUUUAUGACCUUCGUUCUUUUGAUAAGGGUCCAUUUGCUACCUUUAAGAUGCAGUAUGAUCGGACUUGUGAGUGGACAGGACUUAAGUUCAGCAACGAUGGCAAACUGAUACUCAUCUCCACCAACGGCAGCUUCAUCCGUCUCAUUGACGCAUUUAAGGGUGUGGUGAUGCACACAUUUGGGGGUUAUGCUAAUAGCAAAGCUGUUACACUCGAAGCUUCUUUUACUCCAGAUUCACAGUUUAUUAUGAUUGGUUCAGAAGAUGGCAAAAUCCAUGUGUGGAAUGGGGAGAGCGGUAUAAAAGUAGCUGUACUGGAUGGGAAGCACACCGGCCCCAUCACCUGUUUGCAGUUCAACCCCAAGUUUAUGACCUUUGCCAGCGCCUGUUCCAACAUGGCCUUCUGGUUACCCACCAUUGAUGACUGAUCCUAACGCUGCUGGGCUAUUUGUACAGUGAGGGCGGCCAACAGGAGAAAGUCUGAGGUGACUGAGAUGACGGUGUUUGAUUGAUCAUUUGACUGGGCCUGGAGAACAUCUUCCCACGUGGCCUUCCCAGGGAUGUGCUGUCCAUCUGCUCUAAAGGAUUACUUUGCUGAGCGCCUUCAGGAGGACCUUGGUGCUGCAGCUGCAGCUGGCACCCAGCCUUCCAGCUCUCACUGCACCAGACUCUUCAGAGUGUGACUAGACUUACAAUCAGGACACAGAGGGGCGCCUGAACCCCUUCAGUUGUGAAUGUACUUGCUGCUGAGGAGCCAGUGAAGUCACCACUUCCCGCACAUCCUUCUCACCCCAGAAAUACAUGGGAAGCCGUGGUUCUGGUUUUGAGAUGUUAGGGCAGCUCAGCACCCCUUGCCCUCACCCUGCAUGUCUUGUUACUGGGUCUCCCUGUGUAAUUAAUUGUGGCAUUAUUCCACAACCAUCAUGUUUCUUAGGUGCCAAACAUUUACAAAAAUAAGUCUUCAUAUACCUUGGGGUCAAAGAAAGGACAAGUACAGAGGACCGUGUCUGUCAGGAGGCUAGUCAGUAUUCCUGCACAGGUGGGUGGGGCAGACCUUGGGCUUAGAUGCUGGGUGACAAAGGCCCAAGAGUCUGACAGGGAGGGAGGGGUAGCAGGUAAAUUCUGAGAGCUGAAAGGUUUAGCAGCCUGGUGCACUUCCCCCAUCAAGACAAUCCCACAGUCUCUCUUGUGGGGGAUCCUACCGAGCUUGGCUUGUACAAAAGCAAGGUAGUAGUAUAUUUUUGUACCUGAGUCACAUCACGUUUUCCUGUGGGCCAGUAUUGUGGAAUGAGUCUGAGUUGUUUACACUGAUGCCUUCCUUCCCUGCCCACCACAAAUCGUGUACAUAGUCAGCAGAUGAAACCCCUCUUCUCCAGCUCCUACCCGAGAGCUGGCUCUAGGCCUGUGUUAUAUGUUCUAUUUAGCCUUUUUAUAUAUGACCCUUGAUCUGUGUAUUUGAACACUGUGUGUGUCCACUUACCUUUGUGCAGACGUGCACAUUGCGUAUGUGUAUAUGCCUGUCUCAUCUAGCUUAUCAAGAGUUCGGCAGGAGAGGGAAGCCUGCGGCCGAGAAUGACUUUGUGGAUAGUGUAUGCCACAAUCGUUAGUCUUCUCCGUUAACCUUAGGGAUACAACGUGAAGCAGAGCUUCUAGUGUUUGCUGUUUCAUGGCAGCUAAGUGGGGGCCUUGGGUGACUCCCUUGUGCUCUCUAAGCCACACCACGGGGCCCUCUCUACAGUGUUAGAAUCUUUUGCCUGAUUAUGCUCUGUCUGCACCUGUAUAUGUGUGGCAGUCACUUUUGCAUGGCUUCUGUGCCUGGCUUGUGGCAUUUAGGGACAGGGUGCUGGAACCACAGUGUUUUUAGUUUGUCAGAACUUAAUUGGCCAACAAUAAGUCACUGUCACCUGCUGUGUCUACACUGUUGCCCUUUUUCUUGCUUUUUCCUGAGAGACUUUUAGCUAGACCCAGACUAGAUGAGUUGCAGUUGACCUUUCCUUCCCAGCAUGGCAGCCUUAGAGUAGGACAAACGGCUGUCAAAUACUGAUGCAGCGAUAUCCCUGCACAUCCAGAAAUCAAGACCCAGCAGGCUGUGAUUUGCCCAAGAGUACCCAGCUGUAGCGGGUGGCAGGCAGGCCGUCACUGCUUCUGUGCAGCAGCAGACAGCCUUCCAGUCACCAACGCUACUUUUUAAGCAAUUACUUUUUGACUUGUUAUUCCAACUGAAAUAAGUUGGACUGAUACUGAAGUCUGUAAGCACUGCUGAACACUCCUGCUAUAAAUGUCUGCCUUCCCAGAGCAGACCACUGUAGGAACCAGGCGACCGGAGCUGUUACUGCCCACCUUCAGGGUUUAAAAGCCCAUGUCCAAAAGACCCAUUGAGGGCAAAUGUCUAACUGUAGGUGAAUAUGGCUGCAUGGCCUGAAAGUAGAGUGGCUUGCCUGACCGCAGGAAGUCAUCUGAGUGUCCAGAGUUGAGGCAUCAUGCUUUUGGUAGGCAUACUUCCUGCCCACAGCCUCUGCUGGGCCCUGUGGCCACAGAGCUGAGUUCUGAAUUGGUAGGAAAAGGUGCAACUGGAAUUUACAUGGUCACAGGGUAAGAAAGAGGGAGAGCAGAGAUGGCAGUUUGGGGUAUGUUCCUGGGACGUAUUCACUGUCCUCUGAAAGAUCAGCCAGAGCCGCUGCUCUGUAUGUGACAGCUGACACUGCACUGUUCAACCACCAGCCACUGGGGUAUUUUUUAAUAAAUUAUUCCCUGUUGUAAUUGACAAUUACUGCUUAUGAAGGAAAAUUGGGAGAUCUUUAAGAACCAGUUUGCUACCCAAUGGUACCACUGUUAAUCUUGAUGUUAAAUGUUCCUUUAGAUAUCUCUGUGCAUAAACUUUGGUGUUUACAUAGUUGUUAUUCUACUGUACAUACAAUUUUGUCCUUUUUGUACUUAACAUAUAAACUUUUUUUUGCCAUGUUACCAGUCUUAAACAGAAUUUUAUAAUUUA
This is a messenger RNA of Rattus rattus (black rat), 3828 nucleotides long. RefSeq names its product WD repeat domain 82 (gene Wdr82). Gene Ontology annotation, cellular component: Set1C/COMPASS complex. Bases 323 to 1264 code for a protein of 313 amino acids. Gene Ontology annotation, molecular function: chromatin binding; protein binding. Lineage: Eukaryota; Metazoa; Chordata; Mammalia; Rodentia; Muridae. The transcript is spliced from 9 exons. The record is from RefSeq and is a predicted model, not a curated record.